Adineta steineri is the source of this 1281-nucleotide messenger RNA. NCBI's taxonomy places the organism in Eukaryota, Metazoa, Rotifera, Eurotatoria, Adinetida, Adinetidae. The record is from the annotation of a GenBank genome assembly.
AUGUCUGCGUAUAAAUAUUGGCAAUAUUUAAUGAGAUUGUUAGAAAAAGUUUGUCAUACAGAUAACGUUGAAAUGAAUACUUUUACUAUUAACAUCGUUUUACUGGCUACAGUUAUAGCAUCUCGUAUUCGUGUUGCCAAUUGUGCAUCUGAUACUUAUGUUGCUCAUACACAAAAAAUAUCAUCAGUUCAAUUUCAACCUCCAAUAAUUGAACAUUAUCUUGAUACAGUCAAUGCUAAAUCAAUUAUAUAUUGUGUUGCUGCUUGUAAUAAACAUGAUCUAUGUCGUACAUGUGAUUAUGAUAGUUCGACAAAACAAUGCCGUUUAUUUGAAUCACUUGGAUCAACUGGUACACUUAUUCCAUCAAUACAUACAAGUAGUGUUUUUAUUCUUAAUUAUUGUUUACAAAAAACAAACAAUUAUGAUUUGUCGACUAUCUAUUCAGAACCUGAUUAUAUUUGUACACCAGCUUCGCCAGGACAAUCCAUGACUGUUUAUGAUGCAUUUCAAAAAUUAAUUGUAGCAAAUAAUAAUGUUCCACUUCCAUUAGCUGAACGAGAUGUGUAUAUGUCAUCAAACGGUUUCUAUACAUCAUCUAGUGAUAGUAGUGCAAUUCGUCAUUAUGGUUAUAAUGGACAAUUGAUAACAGCAUAUGCAUAUGGUUCUUCAUUAGGCUGUAUCAACUACAAUCCAAAAAUAAAUACAUUUAUUGUUUGUCCUUACAGUAUUCCGCGUCUUGAAACCCAAUUAUUCAAUCCAAAUACGAGUACUACAAUGUCACAACAAAAUAUUUCAACAGUGGGUCCUCCAUUCUAUUCUUAUUAUGAUACCAAUCGCCUCUAUAUUAGUUAUCGUUCAUCUGCAAGUCCAAUAACAAUUCAUUUAAUUAAUGGAACAAAAAUUCUUACUGCAGAUUCACAAAGUACGGGUUCUUUUACUCCAUUUACUUUAUGGCAAUCACAACUAGUUUUUGGUACAGGUAAUUCGAUUUCUUUAUUUAAUCUGAAUGGAACAUAUCAAUCAUCAUGGUCAUACAAUUUUUCAAGUGCAGUGUCAGUCAUUGGAUUUAUUCAACAUGAUUAUGCUGGUCGUCGAUAUUUCAAUGAUUAUAAUGCAAACCCAAGUAACAAAGGUGUUUAUAUUUAUAAUCAAAACUCCACUUUCUAUACAGUAUUGAAUCGUGCAUGUAUAUGGACAUGUGCAAUUAAAAUAACAAAACGUAAUAUAACUCUUGUAUCUCUACAAAGUCCCAAUUCUUCAUUGUAUUAUUACAAUUUUUAA